Molecule: messenger RNA, 4118 nt
Organism: Gavialis gangeticus (Gharial)
Lineage: Eukaryota; Metazoa; Chordata; Crocodylia; Gavialidae
Gene: USP53
Product: ubiquitin specific peptidase 53
Exons: 15
Coding region: 239-3577 (1112 amino acids)
Biological process (GO): protein deubiquitination; sensory perception of sound; response to auditory stimulus
Cellular component (GO): cell-cell junction
Molecular function (GO): cysteine-type deubiquitinase activity
Source: RefSeq, a predicted model, not a curated record
UUUUUAGUCUCCAAAGUUAGUAAACUUUGUAUGGUUAUAAGUUUAGUUGACUGAUUGUUUUGAUAGAUAGCCAACAGCUGUGAAAGGAAGUCAGUACCAUUAUGCCGUCUGAACAGAAUGCUGUCACUUUAAGGAAAUUCUCUUAAGCCCUUCCUUUUGCCUUGUACGCAUCAUAUUCUUAAGUAUUGUAAUGUGCAAAUAGCUUGGUGUAUACACAGUUAACUUGUUUUUUUAAAUAAUGGCCUGGGCAAAAUUUUUACGGAAACCUGGAGGUGGUAACCUUGGAAAAGUGUACCAGCCUGGAAGUAUGUUAUCUUUGGCCCCUACCAAAGGUUUAUUAAAUGAACCAGGACAAAACAGUUGCUUCCUUAACAGCGCUGUACAGGUUUUGUGGCAGCUUGACAUAUUCCGACGGAGUUUAAGAGGUUUAACAGGGCAUGUUUGUCAAGGAGAUGCCUGCAUAUUUUGUGCAUUAAAGACUAUAUUUGCACAGUUCCAACACAGUCGGGAAAAAGCACUCCCAUCAGAUAAUAUGAGGCAUGCCCUGGCUGAAAGCUUUAAAGAUGAACAGCGUUUUCAGCUUGGAUUGAUGGAUGAUGCAGCAGAAUGCUUUGAAAAUAUACUCGAGAGGAUUCAUUUCCAUAUAGUUCCAAGUAGUGAAACAGAUAUGUGCACAUCUAAAUCCUGCAUUGCUCAUCAGAAGUUUGCUAUGACACUAUAUGAACAGUGCGUGUGCCGUAGUUGUGGGGCAUCUUCAGACCCCUUGCCUUUUACAGAAUUUGUGCGUUACAUUUCUACAACUGCCUUGUGCAAUGAAGUUGAUAGAAUGAUGGAAAGGCAUGAACGCCUUAAGCCAGAAAUGUUUGCAGAAUUGCUACAGGCAGCAAAUACCACUGAUGACUUCAGAAAAUGUCCUAGUAACUGUGGUCAACGAAUAAAAAUCCGUCGUGUUCUCAUGAAUUGUCCCGAGAUUGUCACAAUUGGUUUAGUCUGGGAUUCGGAACAUUCUGACCUGACAGAAGAUGUUAUGCGGAAUCUGGCAACACAGCUUUAUCUUCCUGGGUUGUUCUAUAGGGUUACAGAUGAGCAGGCUAAAAAUGCUGAGCUUUAUCUUGUGGGGAUGAUUUGCUACGCAAGCCGACAUUACUGUGCCUUUGCCUUUCACACUAAGAGCUGCAAGUGGGUCCUGUUUGAUGAUGCUAAUGUGAAAGAGGUUGGAACAAAAUGGAAAGAUGUGGUCUCCAAGUGCAUUCGAUGUCACUUUCAGCCAUUGUUGCUAUUUUAUGCUAACCCAGAUGGUACAGCUGUUUCCACAGAAGAUGCACCCAGACAGAUCAUUCAUUCUCACUACAAAUCAGCAGCAAGAAAUGGAGAAGACUUAGGUUUUGAAAAAACAGCUAUUCCAAAAUUGGAUCUCACAAGAGAGAAUGGAUUUUUAGAGACUUCAAAUCAAAAAGGCAAUAAAAAAUUUCAGCCUGAAAACUCCAGUUUCAGCAGAGCUCAUGUUCAGGCUAGUGGUGGUAGGGGACCAGUUAAGUUAGGGCACCAAGAUCAAAAGGACAAGUUCAAGGAUAUAUCCAGAGAAUGUGCUCAGAAGGCAGUUGAUAUGAGAAACUUUCAGUCCUCCGUAAGGAAAGAUGCAGACAGAGGACCAAAAAAAGACUCUGGGAGACAAAGAGAUCUUAUUGGAGAAGACCGCUCUCACAUUAAGUCAGGAUCGCCUCCUGUUGGAAAUGGAUUUAGACAAUAUGCUGACCAGCGUGUUUAUAGUAGCCAGGGAAGAGGACCUUACAAACAUGAAAGUAUACCACAUGAACCCAGACCGCUUGCACAGGUACUUGGGUCAAAUAAAACAGAAGCUUUUCUUGCUGUGGAUAAAGGGAUGAACAGAUCUAGGAUUGACAAUACCACUGGCUAUGAAACAGAUAGCAGCCAAGAUUCUAGGGACAAGGGAAGUGUUGUCAGCAGCAGCAGCAGUAGAAGCAAAACCAAAGGUUGGAAGCCUAUGCGAGAGACACUAAAUGUGGACAGCAUUUUCAGCGAGACUGAAAAAAAGCAGCAUAGUCCAAGACAUAAGGCAAAUCAAAGCAAUAAAGCUAAACAGGAAAAGGAGCAGAGCUUUAAUAAGUGGCCAAAAGAAAAUCAAACCCAGAAGAGUUUAAUGACCAUUUAUGAAGAUGAAACAAAACAGGAGACGGGGAGUCGAAGCUCUCUGGAUUCAGAUGGAAAAGGGAAUCUGGAGAAAGGAAAAGGAUUUACAGAGAGAAAAGUUCAUGGUGACAACUGGCAAAUACAAAGGACUGAAUCUGGAUAUGAAAGCAGUGAUCAUAUUAGUAAUGGAUCUGCCACUCUGGAUUCACCUGUCAUUGAAGGAACCAAUCCAAUGGAUAUCCGAGGCGUUAAAGAAACUGUUUCCUUCAGUGACCUGACUCCAACAGCCAAAAAACCUGAAAAUAUGUUGCAGUCUACCUCUCAGCAAAACAGGAACUAUUUUGAUGACUUGAGAAAAGACCAGAUGAGUACAGAAGUUAAUUACAGACCUCAUAAUAAUUUCCCAUCAGAAUCGCAGGUACACAGUCCUCCAGUGAGUAGGACUGAGAUACCUGAGAGUAAUUGGAAACUUUUGCCUUCAUCAAUUCUACAGCCAACUCAUAAGGACCAUGUUAAGCGAGAGACUAGAGCCAAUAAGCUAUAUGAACAGAGUUCUUCAGAGUGGCUUAAUUCAGAUAAACUUGAGAAGACAGCCAUGCAAGUGUGUUGUGCUGACGGCUUACCCCAUUCUUGUAACACUGAAAAUGAACCUCUCUGUGGAAAGAGGCUGAAUAGCAAUGAAUUUCUCUUAUCUUCUCAGCUGCAGGCUCCUGUUACAAGAAGUGCUACAUCAAAGGCAGGGCUGUCAUCUUUUGUACCCCAGAGCACAUCAGAGCAAUGCAAUGUGAUGCCACUUUCAUCUGGUGUACGUACAGUUCAGUCAUUUGGUAGAACUGAUCAUCUUUGGGUACCAGAAGCUGUUUACCAAAAUCUUCCACCUCCUUUACCUCCAAAGAAAUAUGCUCGGAACUUUUUGUCAGGAACAGAAAGUAAUGAACCUCCAUGUGAUGUAAAAUUGACAGGAUUCUUGCAUGUUAAUCCUUCAGAUUUUCAGAGGCAAAGUACAGGAACAGCUUCAAGUUCACCAGAAGCAGGUGUAUGUACAAAUGAAGAAAGACUUAAAGAAGCAUUUAAAGGAAAGGAGCCUUCUGUUCACAAGCCAGAUUUUCCAACUGGCCCAUCAGUUAAUGAUUUUCAGACUCUGUCUGGUAACCUUUUAAGUAAAGGAUCAUGCCACCUGGGACCAAGUGCUAAUUCUCCAGAUGCAAAUGAUAGUGUAUCUCUAACUACAUAUUUUUCAGUAGAUAGUUGUAUGACUGAUACGUACAGGAUGAAAUAUCACCAGAGACCCAAACUGUAUUUUGCAGAUCCUGGUAGUUUCCACAAAGAACUGGGCACUGCUUAUCAUAAUACUGUUGAUUCCAGUCAUCCUGCAUCUGAACAGAGAUACAGACCACAUAUAGAAAGUAUACACUGCAAUAGGUAGAAAAAGUAAAUCAUGGAUUUUAUCCAUACAUUUCAUGUGGGCAAGAAGCUUGGACUCCUCAGUGUAUGAUAACCGGUACUAUAUUUCAUUUAGAAGAUAUGACUGUUAACAUGAUUAUGCAAAUAUGAACGAGCUGGAAAAACCACAUGCUAAGGUUUGGUCUUUUGAUCUUGGAUUUGUCAUUUUUUGCCUUAAUGUUUACCUCUGUCUUGCUGAUACUCACUUUCUCAAUAUAUGUCUGUUACACUUUGAUAUUUUAAUUCAUAACUGGUUCCUUUCUGAAUUUUGUACAGUGAAUUGCAUUUGGCACUAACCAGGUGUUACAAAUUUUUCCUGGAAGAUUUAAUAUACUUGUUGUUUAGUGCCCACAGACCAAGGGAAAAGUGGUUUUGGGUUUUUUGGGUUUUUUUAAUCAGUAAUUCCUCAGAAUGUUCAGAGGGAUACACGAACUACAGGACCAUGUAUAACACAGUGUGCAUAUAUACAUAAUCAAAACAGUAUUUGUUUAUGGAAGUUUUUUGUAGUGGAUAACAGUAGGAGU